Molecule: messenger RNA, 666 nt
Organism: Thelazia callipaeda (thelaziosis nematode)
Lineage: Eukaryota; Metazoa; Nematoda; Chromadorea; Rhabditida; Thelaziidae
Source: the annotation of a GenBank genome assembly
AUGCUGUUAGCGGAACGAAAUGAUGACCUGUUAUCUCAACUGCUUCAGUUGAGCAAAAAUGUUUAUGCUGUUUCAACUUCCACUCUCUCCUCUUGCGCUGUAACAACUAUUUCAAGUUCAGCCAAACCAAAAAGUGCCUUCAAACCUUUACGUGCUGAAACAACAGCGCAUCAGAAAUUAUCUGAUGAAUGUCAAGCGUUCAGGGAAACUUUCCAGUUUUCGGAACCUGGUAAUGUAACUGCAGUACAAGAUUUCGUUCGUAAUGACUAUUUACAACUGCAAGAUAAAAACGUGUCUUUGGAUUGCAUCAGUUUUGAAUUGGCAAAUCAGUUGAAAGAUACUAGAAAGAAAUUGGUAAAUGCUGAAAUACGAGCAGAAGAAGCCGAAAAACAAACAGCGGAAGCUCGUGAACAUUGCAUGCUGCAAGAAAAAAACAAUAAGUGUUUGGAAGCAGAAUAUUCAGAAACGUGCAGCAUUAUGGAGAAGGAGCUAAAAAACUUGAGAGAAGAACUGAAUGCGAAAAAUGAACAGUAUUGUGCAUGUAUUGCUGAAAAGAAUAAACAGGAUGAGAAAAUGAAACAAUGGCAAUUUGCUGUUGACGAGAUGAAAGCCGUACAUUCAGAAAUUCAAAUGCUGGAGAAACAGGUGAACCUAGAUUGGGCAUAA